ACCCAUAACCUCCACCUCACCUUUAAUUACUCUCUCUCUCUCUCUCUCUCUCCUAUUCUUUUUCUCAACCUCUUAAAUAAAUCUCACACCCUCACAUACACACCCAGAUUUUUCUUUCUUUUACUCUCUCUCUCUCUCUCUCUCUCUCAUCCAUGGAGAGUCCUCAUUCUCCUUCUUCUUUCCCUUCCUCGCCUUCCUAUUCAUCCUCCUCAGAGGGCCAGAGCGCCGACGGCAUCUUCGACGCCGACGAGCCCCGCACGCCCCUCGCAGUCCGCCGGGCCCUCCAGCUCCUCUACUCCGGCGACCCUGAACUCCAGGUCCAGGCAGCCCGCGACAUCCGGAGGCUCACCAAGACCUCCCCCCGCUGCCGCCGACAGCUCUCUGAAGCUGUCGGUCCGCUCGUUUCCAUGCUCCGAGUCGACUCGUCCGAGUCACACGAACCCGCGCUCCUCGCCUUGCUCAACCUCGCCGUCAAGGAUGAAAAGAACAAAAUCAAUAUUGUAGAGGCUGGCGCAUUAGAACCCAUAAUCAGUUUCCUCAAGUCAGAAGAUCUAAAUCUGCAGGAAUCUGCAACUGCAUCUUUGCUCACACUCUCUGCCUCUUCAACAAACAAACCGAUCAUCAGCGCUAGCGGAGCCAUUCCUCUUCUUGUGGACAUCCUGAGAGAUGGAACCCCACAAGCCAAAGCUGAUGCAGUUAUGGCUCUCUCUAACUUAUCAACGUACCCCAAUAACCUCAGCAUCAUCCUCCAAACAAAUCCAAUCCCUUUCAUAGUGAACAUUCUCAAAACCUGCAAGAAAUCAUCAAAAACAGCUGAAAAAUGCUGUUCCUUGAUAGAAUCCUUGAUGGAGUACGACGAGGGAAGAAUCGCCCUGACAUUGGAAGAAGGCGGCGUGCUGGCAGUUGUGGAGGUUCUUGAGAGCGGGACACUCCAGAGCAGGGAGCACGCCGUUGGAGCGCUAUUGACAAUGUGCGAAAGCGACAGGUGUAAAUACAGGGAACCAAUCCUUAGAGAAGGCGUGAUCCCGGGACUUCUGGAGCUAACUGUUCAGGGGACUCCAAAGUCUCAGUCGAAGGCACGCACCCUUUUGCAGCUGCUAAGAGAGUCUCCUUACCCGAGAUCUGAAAUUCAGCCAGACACUCUUGAGAACAUAGUGUGCAACAUCAUUUCACAGAUUGAUGGGGAUGAUCAAUCAGGUAAAGCAAAGAAGAUGCUGGCUGAGAUGGUGCAAGUUAGCAUGGAACAGAGUUUAAGGCAUUUACAGCAAAGGGCUCUUGUAUGCACACCCACAAGUGAUCUUCCUAUUGCUUCAGAAGUUCCUUCAAAAUCAUAGUUUCUCUUUUUCUUUCCAUAGAGGGGGAAAAAUGAUAAUAAUACUUGAAAGUAAAGUAUGCCAGUCCAGGCCAUUUGUGUAGGUAUCUUGUGACUGGUGACUGUCAAUAAACCAAUGUUGUGAGAGGAUAAGGAGCAUGAUUUUGUAGUUGGUUUGUAAAGAAACUUUGUGUAUAAAAAUGAUACACUAGUAGUGGUAGUGCUAAAAA
Arachis stenosperma is the source of this 1542-nucleotide messenger RNA. Its product is annotated as U-box domain-containing protein 4. Gene Ontology annotation, cellular component: cytoplasm; nucleus. The record is from RefSeq and is a predicted model, not a curated record. The coding region runs from base 153 to 1334 and encodes 393 amino acids. Gene Ontology annotation, molecular function: protein binding. NCBI's taxonomy places the organism in Eukaryota, Viridiplantae, Streptophyta, Magnoliopsida, Fabales, Fabaceae. The transcript is spliced from 2 exons.